UCUCAGGCGCUAUAGGGGACUUGGGGAGGGGCGACGCGGCCUAAACGCGUAUUUAAAAGAUGGCGGACACGGAACGUAAAUCGGUCGACGUUAUAGCUAACUGUGAUCGGACAAGUGAGCCGGUCCCUAAGAAACCACGGAGUAGUUUUCUUCAGAACUGUGUAGCAGACGUAGUUCACGGAGAGCAAAUAACAAGUGGAGACGUGACGGGCAGGAGUUGUGCGGUGGGGAGUUCAUCACGGGCAGAAGAUGCGGAGCCGGGGACGGGGGGGGUGGUGGUGGUGGGGACGGGGGAUGGACAAGAAAACAACAAUGAGCCCGUGAUCGCAGAUAACACUCUAAUGUCUGGACCUGAACGUGAAGCGUUAGAAACGGGUUAUUUGGAUGAUGAUGUUGACCACAAUGGAUUUUAUUCACCUGAAUUAGGUGGUGAUGACGACUGUUCCUCUCAUGCCAGUUCUAGUGACUGGACUCCCCAGCCACGUUUUGGAUCUUACCGCUUCAUUCAACAACAGAUAAUGAGAGAGACAGAUCCACGGACUAUUCUAAAUGACCUGCUUCCAGAAACUGUCAUUCCACCUGAUCUUGAUGACAUGACACUGUGGCAGAUUGUCCUCAACAUCUCAGAGCCUCCUAAAAGAAAGAAACGCAAAGAUAUUAACACCAUAGAGGAUGUCACCAGACUGCUUAAUGAUUGCAAAAAGAUACUUGUCCUGACUGGUGCUGGGGUUUCUGUUUCCUGUGGAAUACCUGAUUUUAGGUCAAGAGAUGGGAUUUAUGCUCGACUUGCUGUAGAUUUUCCAGACCUUCCAGAUCCUCAAGCAAUGUUUGAUAUUGAGUACUUCAAAAGGGAUCCCAGACCAUUUUUUAAAUUUGCAAAGGAAAUCUAUCCUGGACAGUUUCGUCCAUCACUUUGUCAUAGAUUUAUUGCUUUGCUGGAUAAGAGAGAGAAAAUUCUCAGGAACUACACUCAGAACAUUGACACUCUGGAGCAGGUUGCAGGAGUCCAAAGGGUCAUGCAGUGUCAUGGUUCCUUUGCAACUGCAUCCUGCCUUGUGUGUAAACACAAAGUUGAUUGUGAGGCCAUAAGGGAAGAUAUAUUCAGACAGGUUGUUCCCCAUUGUCCAAGGUGCCCUAAUAUCCCUUUUGCUAUUAUGAAACCAGACAUCGUCUUUUUUGGAGAGAACCUUCCUGAAGCUUUUCAUAGGGCCAUGAAGAAGGACAAGGAUGAGGUGGAUCUCCUCAUUGUUAUUGGAUCAUCUUUGAAAGUGCGGCCAGUGGCUCUUAUCCCAAGCUCUGUUCCCCCUGAAGUGCCUCAAGUUUUGAUCAACCGUGAGCCCCUGCUUCACAUGAAUUUCGACGUAGAAUUGCUAGGAGACUGUGAUGUCAUCGUUAACGAAUUAUGUCAUCGACUGGGUGGUGACUUUAAGCAGCUUUGCUCCAACUUUUCUCGACUAAAUGAGAUCACAGACAUACCUCCUCCUCUGCCAUCUGCUCUAUCUGAACAGGAAUGUAAUCAAGUUCAAACAUCUGAAGUUCAAAAUAAAGGACACUUUUUCACAGAAAACAAUGAGACAGUUGCAGAAACAUCAGAGACAGUAACAGUUAUAGACUCUUGUCCAGAUGCCCAGUUCUUGAAAGAUGGGGGUUUAAACACAUCUCGAUCAGCCAAGGAAACAAAACCCUUGUCAGUGUUGGAAAAUAGAUCAAGCUUACAAAAACGUUCAACCCAAGAAAAUGAGGAGUGUCUUAAUGCCCAGCCAAGCCCCUGCCGAGAGAGUCCAGAUGUUCAUCAAAAUGCAUCGUUGGAUGCUGUUGGACAUAGUCCAAGUACACAACAAGAAAGAGAAAGGAUAAGGGAGUUGCAGGAUAUUCAAAGCGAAGAGAAGCAUGCAAAUCAAAGAGAUGAUGUUCGCAAACAAUGCUGGUUGAAACAAACCUGUCGCAGUCCAAUCAGUAAUCGCCUUGGAAGUUCUCAAUUCUUAUUUCAGGCUCCAAAUCGUUACAUUUUCCAUGGGGCUGAAGUGUACUCCUGCUCAGAAGAUGAGACCUCUAGUUCCUCUGACAAUGACGGUUCCUGCUGCAGUGGCAGUGGUUUGGAGGAACAAGAAAGCGAUACAGAUGAGGAAUGCAUACCGGAAAAUGGUCCAGGACAUGGGGAGGGUAGUGUUGGAGAGACAGAGAAUGAAAAUAAAUGCAUGUCAAAUAUCGACACAGACAGUAUAAUGAAGAAUCGCGACACCAUGACAGAUGUUUAAAAUAUUAAUAUUGGUUUCCCAGCUUCUCUAUAAGUAAUAAUGUGUAUGUCUUGUGCUUUUUUUUUCUUGUUUGAGAAUAUAUUUUUAUACUCUUCUCCCUCCAGGCCCACCCUUUUGCAGUUACUGCCUGUCCAAAUCUAUUUGGACAGGGAAGUCACUAUAGAGUUUUUUUUUUAUUGUUUAUUCAUUCUUGAUUAGAGAUGAAAGACUGAUGGAUUGAAAGUAAUGGCUACUUUUAUAUUUGGGUAUUUUACUAUUUUAUAUGUGCUUCAUAAUUUUGUUCAUAUAGCUCUUGUGUCUUCAUUUGAUGAGAAUAUGUUUUGGAUAAAUUAUAUUAAUCUUGAUUUGUUGAUUUUUCUGUACAUAUCCAGUUUAACUAUGCACAAGCCUGUAGAUAAAAAAAAAAAAAUAAUUAAAUCACAAAGCAAAUGACGAGAAUUAUCUUUGUAAAAGAAAAAUAUAGUUUGAUGGGCAGUAAGAUUUAAAAACAUCUUACAGGCAUUUUCAACAAAUUAAGAAGUAUGUUGCAAAGCAAAAUGUUACAUGGCUAAAACUGAAAUGCCUAAUAAGAUUGAAUUGAUGCUAGAGGCUUAAUAUUACGGAGUUAACUACCUCAUCUUGAAAAAAAACUAUGCUUUCAGGGGCACUGUUUGUCAUGUUGAAAUUAGCCUUUACAUUUGUUUGGUUAAAAUAAUUCCAGGUAUUCUGAAUUGAAAUUGAGCUAGAUGUAAUUUUACUGCAGUUAUUAACCUGAAAAGAUAAUAAGGCAACUUUGUAAUUAGUUGCGGCCAUUAUUUUUUUCCUUCUCUAAGUAGUAUAAUUUAUCCAUUCAUUAAGAAAAUUUUCACCUAAAGGUUCCUGUUGAGGCUUUAAGAUUUUUUGUUAAAGGGGUUAUUAAACUGGCACCUUGCUACCUUAAAGGUAGGGUCUCCGAUGUUUGAAAGCCAAUGUUGACAUUUGAAUUCACCAAAACAAACAUGUCCCUAACCCAAAUGGGUCCCACCCCUGUAUUGAUAGCUCCGCCCACACAUACAUACGUAACCCAGGCAACUAAUGGAAAGAAAUGUGUCUUUAUCAUAGCUGAAGGGAAGAACAAUACGAUUGCAGAUAAACAAAACAACACACAGGCAUAAUCAUGCAAAGGACGGCAUAUUUUAGUUCUGUGAAACAAAGCAAAACCAACGUUACUCACCUAUCAAGAAGGAAAAAAGCAACUGCUUAAGUAAAGUUGGCCGCAUAUUCACAGACUGGAGUUUCCCGAGUCAAUAACUCCUGAGCUAAACGCUGUUACUAGCAAAACGAGGUUGUAGCUGCCUCUCUACAUUACUACGAUAGAAAAGAGGUGUUAUUUGUGUAGUAACAGCGUUUAGCUCAGGAGUUAUUGACUGGGGAAACUCCAAUCUGUGAAUAUGAGGCCAACUUCCUGCUCCUUCAGUUCUCUCCAGUGCUGGAAAGCUGAUCCUAUAUUAACACGGUCCUACUUCUUGCCUUAUCGUAAGCCUUUCUUUGCUUUCUUUCUUUGUUUUUAUCCUCCAUGUCAAUGUUAAAACCGCUUUCUGCUAAUGUCGCACAUGUGCACUGAACACUCUCUGAGCCCAUAUUGACAAGACACGCCCCAUUCUGCUCAUUGGCUACACGUUUGUUUUGAUUUUUCUUUGGCAUUCGGCCCGACUCUCUUCUGAAGCAUUUCUCAAAAAUCGGAGACCCUACCUUUAAGUUGACCAUGCCACAACAGUAGCCAUAUAUGUAUAAAUCAAAUUUGAAAAUUUCAAAUUUCCUUCUGCUGUGCAUUUUGAACAUCCUAUUCCAUAUUUAGAUUAAGGGCUUGUUCCAGUGAAAAGAAAGUGUAAUGCUAAAGCGUACAAGGAUACCCCAUGCAUUUGUGUGCUUAUAGCUUUAUGGCAACAGUCUAGGGAAGUCCCACAUAUGGGUAUGAUGGUCAUGUGUACAACACUUUGCCCAUAUACACUCACUGUCAAAUUUAUUAGAAACACCUGUCCAGCUGCAGUUAUCCAAUCAUGUGGCAGUAGAACAAUGUGUAAAUCAUGCAGUUACAGGUCAAGAGCUUCAGUUAAUGUUCUCAUAAAACCUCAGAAUAUUGAAAAAUAGUGAUAUCUGAGACUUUGUGGCAUGUUUGUUAGUACCAUAUAGGCUAGAUUGAGUAUUACAGAAAGUGUUGACCUGUGAGUGUCAUACACAACAGUCUUAGAAUUUACACAGAAU
Messenger RNA from Tachysurus vachellii, 4481 nucleotides. RefSeq names its product sirtuin 1 (gene sirt1). Gene Ontology annotation, molecular function: NAD+ binding. The transcript has 9 exons. The record is from RefSeq and is a predicted model, not a curated record. Bases 60 to 2258 code for a protein of 732 amino acids. NCBI's taxonomy places the organism in Eukaryota, Metazoa, Chordata, Actinopteri, Siluriformes, Bagridae.